This is a messenger RNA of Lactuca virosa, 3307 nucleotides long. The record is from the annotation of a GenBank genome assembly. NCBI's taxonomy places the organism in Eukaryota, Viridiplantae, Streptophyta, Magnoliopsida, Asterales, Asteraceae.
AUGGGUUUAUGGGUGGCGGUGUGUUCUUGUGAACCAAGAUCGGUUUUGCUAGAUAUCCAAGCCUUCUCUACCGCAAAGGGUUUAUUCUAUAAGAUUAGUGGAUUUGCAUCAAUGGAUGAUCUGGAGAAGGCGGUACUCAUCAUCUUCGAUGAAUCGGGGACUGUUACAUCUGUAUUGAAGUCACAAGCAGUUACAUUCUGUCAACAAAUCAAAGAUAAUCCAUCAAUUUGUCGUAUAUGUAUCGAACGAUUGUGUUUCUCGAAACUCGUUCAAGUUCAGUUUUGGUGUUUACAAUGUUUGCAUGAAGUCUUGCGUUCUCGCUACUCUGGAAUGAGCACAGAAGAGAAAUCAUUUGUUAGGACAUCGGUUUUCUCCAUGGCGUGCUAUGAAACACUUGAUAACAGCAAUUCGGUUAAGGUUUUGGAUGGUCCUUCUUAUGUAAAGAAUAAGCUCGCUCAGGUUUUGGUUACUCUGAUCUACUAUGAGUAUCCAUCAAUCUGGUCUUCCAUUUUCGUUGAUUUUCUCCCUAAUUUGAGCAAAGGUGGUUUAGUGAUUGAUAUGUUCUGUCGUGUUCUAAAUGCUCUGGACGAUGAAUUGAUAAGCCAAGACUACCCACGAACACCAGAAGAGGGUGUGGUGUCAGGGAAGAUCAAGGAUGCAAUGAGACAACAAUGUGUCAAUCAGAUCGUUCAUGCUUGGUAUGACAUUGUCUCCCUAUACAAGAACACCGAUUCUGAACUCUCUGCCUUUGUUCUCGACACCAUGAGAAGAUACAUCUCAUGGAUUGAAAUCGGUUUAGUGGCAAACAACACUUUCCUCCCUUUACUAUUCGAACUAAUAUUAGUAGAAGGAUUACCAGAUCAACUCAGGUCUGCAGCUUCCGGUUGUGUUCUUGCUGUUGUUUCUAAACGGAUGGAUUCACAAGCUAAACUCACCCUUCUCCAGAGCCUUCAAAUGAAUAGGGUUUUUGGUUUGGUAGCAGGUGAUGUUGACUCUGAAUUUGUUUCAGGGUUAGCCUCUUUGCUUAUAGGCUACGCUUCUGUGCUUUUAGAUUGCUUAAAGAAUCUCAACAAUGGAGAUCACAAAAGAGCUUCCACUGAUCUUCUGAAUGAAGUCUUACCAUCUGUUUUCUACGUUAUGCAAAACUGUGAACUGGAUACAACCUUCAGUAUUGUCCAAUUUCUUUCUGGAUAUGUUGCAACAAUGAAAGGCUCAUCUCCAUUGACAGAAACACAACUUUUUCACGUGGGCCAGAUCUUGGAGGUAAUCCGUAUGCAAAUUAGGUUUGAUCCAAUGUAUAGGGACAAUCUUGAUGUGUUAGAUAAAGUAGGAAGAGAAGAAGAAGAUAGAAUGAUUGAACACAGAAAAGAUCUGCUAGUCUUGCUUCGUACAGUAGGGCGUGUAGCACCUGAUGUCACCCAAAUCUUCAUUAGAAACUCAUUAUCAAAUGCUGUGGGGUCCUCUCUUGACAUUAAUGUUGAAGAAGUAGAAGCUGCUUUAUCACUCUUUUAUGCAUUUGGUGAAUCUUUAAGUGAUGAGGCAAUGAGAACAGGUAGUGGGAUCUUGAGAGAACUUGUCCCUAUGCUGUUAUCCACAAAAUUCCCUUGUCAUUCUAACAGACUUGUUGCAUUGGUGUAUCUUGAUACAAUAACAAGAUACAUGAAAUUUGUUCUUGAAAACAACCAAUACAUUCCUUUAAUUUUAGCUGCGUUUCUUGAUGAUCGAGGUAUACAUCAUUCAAAAGUGAAAGUGAGUCGAAGGGCGAGUUAUCUUUUCAUGAGAGUUGUGAAAUUGCUCAAAGCAAAACUCGUUCCUUUCAUUGAAACAAUUCUGCAUAGUCUGAAUGAUACAGUUUCACAGUUUACAAGUAUGGAUUAUGCAUCAAAAGAGCUUUCUGGAUCUGAAGAUGGUAGUCAUAUUUUUGAAGCAAUUGGAUUGUUAAUUGGAAUGGAAGAUGUGCCACUAGAAAAACAAACAGAGUAUCUUUCAUCUUUGCUUACUCCCCUUUGUCAACAGGUUGAGAUAUUGAUUGUGAACUCAAGAGUUCAAAAUUCAGAAGAAUCACAAUCAAAAGUUGCCAAUAUCCAACAACUUAUCAUGGCAAUUAACGCAUUGAGCAAGGGGUUUAGUGAGAGACUUGUGACAGCUAGUCGCCCUGCAAUUGGCCUCAUGUUUAAACAGACAUUGGAUGUGCUGUUACAAAUCCUUGUGAUCUUUCCAAAAGUAGAAACCUUGCGCUCCAAGGUUACUUCAUUUAUUCACAGAAUGGUGGAGACAUUAGGUUCAUCUGUGUUCCCUUACCUUCCAAAGGCCUUGGAGCAGCUUCUUUCUGAAAGUGAGCCAAAAGAACUCGUGGGCUUUCUUGUAUUAAUAAAUCAACUCAUAUGCAAAUUCAAUACAUCUGUUCAAGAUAUUCUUGAAAAUGUAUACCCUGUUAUUGCAAGUAGAGUAUUCAGUAUUAUACCAAGGGACACAAUUCCAUCAGGACCUGGUAGCAACACAGAGGAAAUUCGUGAAUUACAAGAGCUUCAAAGAACAUUCUACACGUUUCUUCAUGUGGUUGCAACUCAUGGAUUAUCAUCUGUGUUUCUUUCUGCUAAAAGUCGAGUUUAUUUGGAUCCAAUGAUGCAGUUACUGUUGUUCACUUGCUGUAAUCACAAAGAUCUCACUGUCAGAAAGGCUUGUGUACAAAUAUUUAUUAGACUGAUUAAAGAUUGGUGCAAUAGGACAUAUGGUGAAGAAAAGGUUCCUGGUUUUCAAACCUUUGUAAUCGAGGCUUUUGCAACAAACUGUUGUUUAUACAGUGUCCUUGAUAAGUCCUUUGAGUUUCGUGAUGCAAAUACUUUUGUUUUAUUUGGAGAAAUUGUAAUGGCUCAGAAGGUUAUGUAUGAGAAAUUUGGAAAUGAUUUUCUGAUUAAUUUUGUAUCAAAAGGGUUUCUUGCUGCACAUUGUCCUCAAGAUUUAGCAGAAGAGUAUUGCCAGAAAGUACAGGGCAAUGAUAUGAAGUCACUGAAGUCAUUCUACCAAUCACUUAUUGAAAAUCUGAGAAGGUUUUUGCCUGUAAAUAACAUUUAUCUGGCUCUCUUCCAUUUCCAUUAUUACAUCGAGGUGUAAAUUUCCGAAGAAAUGUUGACCAAUCCAAGAAUACAAGUGGUCGUCUAUAUUGCUUUAAUUAAUAUAUGUUUGUGUUGCCUACAAUUGAUAUGAUAUGAUAUGUUCUCCGAUAUUUUUUCAUGGGGUCGAGGUAUAAUUAUUGUGUAUUUUGUUUGUUGGAAUUUAUUGAUUUUUGGACCAGUUUUUGUUGGAA